This is a messenger RNA of Mercenaria mercenaria, 3969 nucleotides long. Its product is annotated as chitin synthase chs-2-like. Lineage: Eukaryota; Metazoa; Mollusca; Bivalvia; Venerida; Veneridae. The transcript has 16 exons. Gene Ontology annotation, molecular function: chitin synthase activity. Bases 169 to 3153 code for a protein of 994 amino acids. The record is from RefSeq and is a predicted model, not a curated record. Gene Ontology annotation, cellular component: cell periphery; cell septum.
UUUAGAACAGAUGAGGAUCAGUGCAUAAGAAGGCAUGCACAGUUUUUACUUGGAAGAAGGGACCCUGACUAUUACGAAUUUGAAGCUCAUAUAUUUUUCGAUGACGCUUUUGAACCUCACAAAGACGACGAGUUUGAAUUUACAGUCAAUGAGUAUGUCAAACUGUUGAUGAAAACCAUUCCUGUUUCCGCAAGUUCCAUUCAUGGUAUAAGCUUCAAACAGAAGCCCCCAGUUUCUGUAGCCACACCCUAUGGUGGACGACUUGUUUGGACAUUACCUGGUGGGAACAAACUUAUAGCACAUCUGAAAGACAAAACAUUUAUACGGCAUCGAAAACGUUGGAGCCAGGUAAUGUAUAUGUAUUACUUCCUUGGAUAUGAACUUUUCAACAAGGGUUUAAAACGAAAACAGUUACAGAAAAGAGCGGAAAAUACAUUCCUACUCGCACUUGACGGAGAUGUCGACUUUCAUCCACAAGCUGUUCUCUUAUUGGUUGACCGUAUGCGGAAGAACCCCGAUGUAGGCGCGGCUUGUGGAAGAAUUCAUCCAAUAGGAAACGGGGCGAUGGUAUGGUAUCAAAAGUUCGAGUAUGCAGUCAGCCAUUGGCUCCAGAAAGCUGCAGAAGACAAAUUCGGCUGUGUGUUGUGUAGUCCUGGGUGUUUCAGUCUAUUCAGAGGUUCUUCAUUGAUGGACGAAAACGUCAUGGCAAGAUAUACUACCCCACCCACCGAACCAAGACAUUAUGUACAGUACGAUCAAGGUGAAGACAGGUGGCUGUGCACGCUCAUGUUACAACAAGGUCAUAGAGUUGAGUAUUGCGCUGCAUCAGAUGCCCUUACCUACGCCCCUGAAGGUUUUUACGAAUUUUUCAAUCAAAGGCGACGCUGGACACCAUCUACCAUGGCUAACAUCAUGGACCUUUUGACUGACUGGAAGAGCGUCACCAAAAAGAACCCUGAAAUAACCCUGGCCUACAUAUUUUAUCAGGGACUUUUGAUGGUUUCCUCUAUCCUCACACCUGGAACAAUAUUUCUGAUGGUACUGGGCGCUAUCAAUUUAGCUUAUCCAGCAAUUGAACUGUGGGUGGCCCUCAUUGUCAACGUUAUACCUGUAGCAGUGAUGAUUUUGCUCUGCUUCAAAGCGAAGACGGAUACACAAUUGUUAUACGCGGCGAUAUUGUCUACAGCGUACAGUUUGGUCAUGAUGAUAGUUAUAGUGGGACUCCUCAAACAGGCGGCAGAGUUUGGACUAGAAUCCAUCACCACCGUUUUCCUCAUGUUUGUAGCGGGCGUUUUUGUUAUAUCUGCAUUAAUACACCCACAGGAGUUUUGGUGCAUAAUUCACGGUUUCUUGUACUUUUUGGCAAUCCCAUCCAUGUCAAUGAUAUUGAUGUUGUACGCUCUAGGAAAUCUUCAUGUCGUAUCCUGGGGGACAAGAGAAAAUAAAUCAGCAGCCGAGCAGCAGGUAGAAAAGAAAAAGGAAGGCAGGUUGUCGGGUGUUUUCUCGGCGUUCGCUGGGUGUUGUCCUUGGGGAGAGAUUUUCACGCAAAGAGAAGACGAGAAAUUACGCAUCAUUCUGGACCGACUGGAAGGUGUAGAAGCUGGUAUUAGAGGGAUGAGCACCAUCGGCAGCCACCGAACCGACACCGAUUCUCUUAGUGUAAGAGCAGGUACCCCAAUUAUGAUGGGUUACGACGAACCAAAGGUGCCAUUCUCGCUGGAUCCGAUAUUUUCUGGUCAAGGGAAUAGAACCAAUCCGAUGUUUCAAGAGGAGAAACAAAGACCACGUGACCGAAUGCGCGACCCUUAUUGGAUGAAAGAGGAUACAGAAGUGCGUAACUUGAAGACGGACUAUAUAAGUGCAGAUGAGACACAGUUUUGGCAGGAAUUAAUCGGAGAGUACUUAAAACCUAUCGAUGCAGAUAAAAACAAAGAAAAAGAGAUUCAAGCGCAAUUGAUUGAGCUGAGGAACAAAGUCUGCUUGAUAUUCAUCCUAAUUAAUUCACUUUUUAUCAUCAUCGUCUUCAGUUUGCAGCAGGUCGUUGCUGAAAGCGACAGUCUGUCUAUUAAAUUACCCUGGGUGGAAGGAGACACGGUUGAAAAGGGACAAAAAAUUGAGCCAAUCAGCGUUGCUUUUACAUUAGUGUUUGGUGUCCUACUGUUUGUCCAGUUUAUAUGCAUGUUGAUGCACAGGUUAGCUACACUUCUGCAUAUAUGUGCAGCAACAGAAAUCUUCAAGAAGAAACGUCAGUUCAAGAUGCCUGGGGCGGGCGCGGAAGAAGCAGGGGAGGCCUCCGACACAAGUCCAGGUACGGCCAUGUCGUAUGAUCAGGUGUAUGAGCUUGUACGAGAUUUGCAGAAAGAUCAAGAUGCCGAUUCAGCUUCUCUCACCUCUGUAUCUAGUUAUGGAGGCCAAAGUGAGAUUGACGAUGACGAGGAUUCAGCAAUAAGGAGAAGAGAAACACGAGAAAGAUGGAAAAAACUGGCCAAGAAAAGGCGUACAAUUCAUGAUAAUACACUUGGUGCAAACUUUAAAACAAACCUAGACAGGAUACAGUCUUUGAUAAAAGAAGAAGACAGAUUUCGAGACAUUGAUGCUGAUCAACCUGAUGAGGACACAAAUGAGAGAGAGAUCGAAUAUUUCAAAAACAACGGUCACUUCAACAGAAUGCGAAAUAAAUCCUUGCAUACAUUAGCUAUGAUGUCAAAAGACAAGCAGAUGAAGGAGAGUCUAUCUAAAAAGCACAUCGUCCCAAAUAAAAGAUUUAAAGAUGUUGUAGACAAAAUCAAACUUUUGAAUCCUAAUAGAAAGAUGUCUGACAUUGUAAUCCUGGCUAAGAAAAAAGAGCAAGAUGAUUUUCAGGCUCUUGAAGAUAUUGACGAAGCAACACCGGUUCCACAGAGGCACGAAAUUCAAGUACAUCAGUCAGAGAAUGACGAACCUGACUAUACAAACAUACAGGAAGUUAAUGACAAAUCUGACGAGGUUGUAGAUAAACCAGCUUCUCCCAUAGAAAGGCGAAGGCUAUCAACUGAUAGUGAACCAGAAAUAGAAGUGAAGCCAGAACUUGUUAUUCCAAAAGUAGAAAAUGACGAGUGGCCUGAAGAGGACCAUUACGCGGUAGCUCAAGAAUCGAUGGACGUGCUCUUUUAAAAAGGAAACUGGCUACAGGUUGUCAACAGUUUCACUUGAAUCCUAACACAGAUUAUACACUUUCUUCAAAUAAUCCAUGAUAUAACGAUAGUAACUGGAUAUUACCCUUAGGCUAAUACAAUGGUGUGAUUGUAGAUCAUUUAGAUGUUACAUUCUAUGGUUCCUCGUUGCUGUUUAACUCACAGCCUGCAAGCAAAGCUUCACUAGGAGUUUUAAAUUAUAUUGCUGUCGUAUGAUGGUUGUUUGUGUAAAAAUAGUUUCAGUAGAUAACGUGUAUUUAUAGAGGUUCCAUUGAAAUUUGUUCUAUUUCUGACAGGUUUAAGCACAGUGAUCAAAAAUAUGAUGUUUACAAAGGGUAGACAAUUUAGUACAUUAAAUACUAAAUGAAUGACUUGCAUUGAGGGUCAGUAGUCAAACCUAUUAAUCCUCUGUUGUCUGGACCAUGGGCAAUGCGUUCCAAUAUUGAUCAGAAAGCAAAUCAAUAAGUGUUUUAUUAUAUGACCUCAGAAAUUAAUUUUCUUAGUUAAUCCAUUAAAUAAAUAAACAUGUGCUGAUAAUAGACCGGACAUACAACAUUGUGGACUAGCGAUUUGUAUAGUCAGGGAAUAAUUUCAAUCAAUCAAUAUUCGAUAAUUCAUUUAUAGUCAUAAUAUGUUCAUCGGCAUGAAAAUGUUAAAUGAUGUUACAUGGCUAACAUUAACAUUUUCUAAUGGAAAAGCUAAUAUGUAUAUUCAAAUGUACGCAUAUUUCUUUGAUGAAAAUACAUAACUAACAUUAAGAAUCUUAAUGUAAAUAUUCAUACUUUUGUUUUCAUAA